GUAACCUCUCUUCUCCUUCGUCAAAACUCAUUUGCUCUCUCCAAGUACCACAACAAAAGUUUGAACAAGAAGCAAGACUUAUUAAAGAUGCUCAAGUUGUUGCGAAAUCUUCGAAAAAGCCCGCGUGUGGCGGAUGAAAGCGCGUUACCUUCCACGGCGGUUGACGGCGAUCACGGGGGAGAAGACGGGAGUAAUAACGGCGUGAUGAUGAAGUUCCCGUUGUCGAUCAUGUCAUGUUUUGCGGUUCCACGUGUGAGCAAGACAGAUGGUGUGUGGGUGUCGGGAGAUUACGGUAGGGUCUCGUCGGAGGUUAACCAUCUCAUGGUUUGUGAUGGCAUGAGAUACGCUCUCUUAAUGUAAUUAUUAUAUCUCGAACUUAAUUAGCUAGUACUUAACUACUUAAGACACAUUUGUUUUGUGUUAAUGGCUUUUAUAUUAGGGAAUCUAGUGAGAUAUACAAAUGCUUUUCACUUUUGUUUUGUUUUUUUUUUUUUUUCUUUUGAGUCCAUGAGGCUUGUGUUGAGUAAAGAAGAUGUCCUAGUUAGGAAUCUUUAACUUUUUCUUUUGAGUUUUUUACUUACACAUCUGCUUUUUGAUAUUUUAACUGCUAUACUCGUGGUGAGAAAACUACCCACAUACACAUAA
Molecule: messenger RNA, 645 nt
Organism: Camelina sativa (false flax)
Lineage: Eukaryota; Viridiplantae; Streptophyta; Magnoliopsida; Brassicales; Brassicaceae
Source: RefSeq, a predicted model, not a curated record